Molecule: messenger RNA, 1724 nt
Organism: Aspergillus glaucus CBS 516.65
Lineage: Eukaryota; Fungi; Ascomycota; Eurotiomycetes; Eurotiales; Aspergillaceae
Exons: 2
Coding region: 59-1627 (522 amino acids)
Source: RefSeq, a predicted model, not a curated record
CCGCCAUCUCUAGGGGUGGGCAUUCUCAGUUCCUCCCCAUGUCAAGUUAUCUUCCAUUAUGCCAAAAACCCGCCAUCUUCUAAAAGAGGACAUUACUUAUUCAUUCGCCAAGUCACAAGAAAUCAAUCUCCUCCACCAAUUGGACUACUAUGACAAGCGGGACCGAUUUUUUGCUCAUCUCGAGAGCAGACGAGCAUGGAUGAAGCGAGUUGUUGCUCAGCAUCUGGGUCUGAAAUCAACCAAAGUGUGUCAUGUCGCAGAUAUCGACAAUUGGUACUGCGGCAGCUUCAAUGUCUGUAUCCCAGUUACUAUCAGUGAUUGGAAGGACAGGCAGCAGCUAGGGAACGACGUCCUAAUCCGCUUUCCUCUUCCAUACCGUGUUGGAGAGGAAUUUCGACCUGGAAAUGGAGACGAGAAGAUCCAGUGUGAGGCUGGUGCUUAUGCAUGGCUUGAAGAGAAUUGUCCGGAUGUGCCUAUUCCACAAUUAUACGGCUUUGCUAUGUCAAGUGGUGAAACUUUCACUCGGAUUGAGUUCCUGCCCACUAUAAGCCGCUGGUUCCAGCUUCUACGCCGUCAAUUGUUGUCUUGGCUUGGUUUCCCCAUACCCACAUCAUAUGUUCGCUCCUUGAGCAGAAGACACAGUUCUCUCGAUGGCGUGAUCGGAGCUGGGUAUAUAUUGAUCGAGAAGAUCGAGGAAUGUCAAGGAACCAUGCUCUCAAAAACCUGGUUCAAAAAACACGACGACAUAGAGUUACGGACCAACUUCUUUCAAGACCUCUCACGAAUCCUCCUAAGCAUCAGCCGAAUACCAUUACCACGAAUCGGCUCAUUCGUCAUAAACAGUGACGGGUAUCUCUCUUUAAGCAAUCGUCCAGUGUCAGUUGAGAUCCAGGGCUUGGAAAACGAGAGAAUCCCAACCGACAUGCCACGCGAUUUCACAUAUUCCACAGUUGAAUCAUACCUAUACGAUUUACUAAGAGUCCACGACAACCGCCUCAAGAACCAGCCUAAUGCAGUGUUGAACGUACCGGAUGCUGGCUAUCAAAUGUCAGCACUGGCAGGAAUGCGAACGACACUACCACUAUUCUUUCGUCGAGAACUCUGCCGGGGCCCUUUCGUCUUUUCUUUAACAGAUCUUCAUCAGAGCAAUAUCUUUGUCGAUGACGAUUGGCAUAUUACAUGCUUGGUCGACCUGGAAUGGGCAUGUUCGCGGCCAAUUGAGAUGGUUGAGCCUCCAUACUGGCUAACCAAUAAACCCGUGGACUCCAUGGACCCAGAAGAAUAUGACUCCCAUCGUACGGAGUUAAUGGCCGUGAUGGCGACUGAGGAGAGGAAAAUUCCCGCGGACAAAACGAUGCCACGAUUGUCCAGAGUCAUGGAAGAUGCUUGGUCGAGAGGGACAUUCUGGUAUACCCUGGCUAUCACCAGCCCGACAGGUCUCUUCAAGCUAUUCUACAAACACAUCCAGCAGCCUUGGUUCUCCAAGCACAAACCAGAGGAAAUAGGUGAGAUCAUGCCCUUUUUCUGGGCGAAGAAUGCAGGGAAAUUCGUCGCAAAGAAGCUCUCUGAUAAAGAGAAAUACGACCACGAGCUUCGAUUGGCCUUUGGGGUGAAGGGAACGAACUAGCCACUAAUCCUAUUGCAUAUUACCCAAGUCAGCAAUGUAUUUGCUGAGGUUAGAACGUAGAUUCCCCAUCUCUGCCCAGUAGAGCCAGACUGUUGCC